Messenger RNA from Pecten maximus, 1427 nucleotides. Its product is annotated as multiple epidermal growth factor-like domains protein 10. The transcript is spliced from 10 exons. Lineage: Eukaryota; Metazoa; Mollusca; Bivalvia; Pectinida; Pectinidae. The record is from RefSeq and is a predicted model, not a curated record. Gene Ontology annotation, molecular function: scavenger receptor activity. The coding region runs from base 52 to 1077 and encodes 341 amino acids.
CCAAAUAUCACUCAAAACAUCACUUCUUGUAACAUAACUGGUAAAACAUUGAUGAUAUACAUCACACGGACGUCUGGCAACGCGCAUAUGGACGUGUGCGAAGUGGAUGUAUAUGGCUGCUUUUCAAAUAAGUAUGGUGAUCAGUGUGAAAACAAUUGUAACUGUAAACACGGCUGUGAUCCUGACAGCGGAGUGUGUGAUUCGCCAUAUUGUAACGCCGGCUGGAGUGGAUCAAGAUUUUGUGACCAGCCUUGUUCACAAGUUACAUUUGGAGAGAAUUGUCUACAGAGAUGUCAUUGUAAGACGCCGGGAUGUAACAGUCAGAACGGUGUCUGUCUCAUACCAGGCUGUCAGGCUGGUUACUCCGGUGCAAGUUGCAGCCAGGAAUGCGUUGUUCCUUAUUUUGGAAACAAUUGUGCCUCACAGUGUAGAUGUAGAACACAUGGUUGUAAUCAUAUUGAUGGGGCAUGUACAGUACCCGGAUGUCAGAUAGGGUGGAUGGGGUCAUCAUGCUCAACACAAUGCCAACCAGGAUAUUUUGGAGCUAAUUGUUCGAAACAAUGUCAUUGCAAAGACGCUGGAUGUAGUCAUGUGGCAGGAAACUGCUCGUCAUCAGGAUGUCUGCCCGGAUGGAGAGGAAAUACGUGUAGCGAAAGUUGUGGUACGGGGAGUUUUGGAGAAAAAUGUUCCCUGGCUUGUCCUGUGACGUGUAAAGACUUCGUGUGUCAUCACGAAACUGGCCACUGCUUGGAUUGCUAUCCUGGAAAGUACGGAGUGGUGUGUGGAGCUGAUUGUCCGGACACAUGUACAGACAACAUCUGUAAUAAGGACGAUGGACAAUGUUUAACCACUGCCGAUUCUAACCUGACUAUAAUAGCUGCCCUGUCUGCUGUUUGUGGGCUUCUUUUAGCUGCACUGAUCGCCUUAACAGUAGUGAUAUGCUUUCUGCGAAGAAGACCAAACAGAAAGAAGUCGUCAGAUAAGGAAACAGAACAAUCCGUCCCAGAUACCGGUUAUACAUCUAUUACCCCUCGUCCAGAGGAAACUCCCAACGUCUAUGAAAUGGUGGUUACCUAAAACACAAGCCAGUGUCAGCUACUCAGUUUGUAAUAACAGAAAAAUACAAUCUUUACAAUUCCAUUUGAAAAAAGGUAUACAUGGAGGAACUUAAAUCAUUUCCUCAAUCUCCAGCAGUGAUCACAUUUAAAUUAGCAUCAAAGUCCUUGAUAAUUGAAAACAUCACUGCAGUGUCGUGAACACGAGCAUCGAUCACAUCUCAAGACUCGGCGAGACGUCCUAACUGGACCAUUACUGUUGAUAGGACAUUAACAAGAAUAAUACAAUUUGAUAUAUCCAUCAGUAUAUAGAAAUGCAUUUAUGUCGAAUUUCGUAUAUUAAAGUGCAUUUGUAGAUAACUAUGUUAGAUC